This is a messenger RNA of Portunus trituberculatus (swimming crab), 4683 nucleotides long. RefSeq lists its product as uncharacterized. Bases 201 to 4541 code for a protein of 1446 amino acids. The record is from RefSeq and is a predicted model, not a curated record. The transcript is spliced from 16 exons. Lineage: Eukaryota; Metazoa; Arthropoda; Malacostraca; Decapoda; Portunidae.
GGGAGGUGAGGUGGUAACAUUGCAGGAGCCACUCACUCACCCACCGCCACCGGCCCACCGCUCAGUGGUCGGCAUUGUUGGAACGUGAGGUUACGCCGGGCAGGAGGAGUUCUUUUGGCUCGAUCUUAUAACAUUCCGUUGCAACACUGUGCUGACAGUACUGGCUUUCAUCUCCACGUACCACCAUAUGCAUUGAGAACAUGAUCAUUAGGAAAAAAAGCAGCAGUAGUACCAUGCCUGGCCACUAUGAUACCUAUGGUUUGACCUCAUCGGGAAACUAUAGGUCCAGCAGUUCCCGGAUGGGCAGAGACAGGGACACCAUGGAUUACAACCAAUAUAGCAGCAGUGCCACCUACUCCAGUGUCUCAAUGUCCUCCUCCAGGUACCGUGAUGGUGGUAUUGGUGCUGGCAGUAGUAGUGGUGGUGGUGGUGGCGGCAGUGGUGGUGGUGGUGGUGGUGGGAGCAGUGGUGGCACCAUGUACAGCAGCAGUGGUGGCGGGGACUACAGCAUGAGCCGAGUUAGUAACAACAUCCUGGGUGGCGGCCAGGGUGAUGGACUGAUGCCAUACCCACCCACCCCAUCCUAUGCCAUAGGGUCACAUGGCAUGCGUGCUGGCAGCAGCCCAGGACUGCCCUCGGGAACGCAGGGUUACGGGUCCUCCUCAUCCCGCUCAGGCUAUGAUGGAUCUUUGGCAUCGCAUUCCACUUAUGACAGCAGCUCCUACUCCCGCUCCAGUUACAGUGGCGCUGGCUCCCGCUCCAGCUACGGCAGCAGCAUGCCUACCCACUCCAACUAUGACAAGAGUUCCAUCUCUCGUUCCAAUUAUGAGGGCACAGCCUCAUCACGCUCCAGCUACGAGGGUGGCGCCUCCAUGCGCUCCAGCUAUGAUGUCGGCACCUCUCGCUCUAGCUACAGUGCCUCCCAGCCUGGAUAUGGCGGCCCCUCUCGCUCCAGCUACGAAGGUGGGCUGUCUCGCUCUAGUUAUGAUUCUGGUGCUGCUCGCUCCAGCUAUGACUCGGGCCACUCGACUCGGCCCAGUUACCAGGACAGUGCUGUCCCACGCUCCAGCUAUGGGAGCAGCAGCAUGUCUCGCUCUAGUUAUGAUGUUCCUGCUGUUCCUCGCUCAAAUUAUGAAGAUAUCCCUGCCUCACGCCCCAUCUUGGGUGGCUCUCGCAGUGCAGUGCCUUCAUAUGGGCCUGAGAGGAGCUAUGGCACCUCUUCCAGCUACCACUCUGAGCCCAAUUACAACAACGGGACAAAUUACAGUGCUGCAUCUAAUGGUUCCAGCUACCGGGAGAGUCUGCAUGAAGGUCCAGGCUUCAGGGUGGACUCUACACAUGGUGGUAUUGGUGGUGGUGGUGGUGGUGGCAGCAGCAGCAGUGUUGGCAUUGGUGGCAGUGGCAAUGUCGGCAGCAGUAACGUAGGCUACAACAGUGGCCCUGGCCUGCUGUCAUGGGAUGAAGGAGCUGGCUCCCAGAUGUUGGGUGGCAGAGGGCAUCACUCUCUUGCCCCGACCCUACGAGUGCCUGGAGCAGGGCUGCUGGAGAGGCCUCCAGAGAGGGAAAGACAGGUUGUAGGAGUCAGUGUGGGUGGUGUGGGCACGGGCAGUGCAGGUGUUAGUGGUGGCAUGCAGAGAGGAGCCACAGAUAUCAUAGGUGCCGUCAACCAGCUCACACAGAUGGAUAACCCAGAAUCAAAGCUGGCACUCAACAUUCUUAAUGCCGUGUUGUCCUCGCCUCAACAGGAGCGGCCACGGGUGUGGGAGGACGAGCCACCUGCCAAGACAAGACGUGUGGACUGGGAUGGGGGUCAUGAUUCUCACCGCGGGGAAGGUGGCUCACCCCUCAUGCAUCCACCACCGCCUGCACGCAAGUUCCCUCAGCCUGACCGUCAGCAUGCGUCGCGGCACCCCUGGGAGGGCCAGCCGCCCCACCAGGCCUGGCCCAGCCGCUCCUCGACCUCGGCAGGACACACCACCAUGCCCAGUAACCAAUACUUUAAGAAAGUCCCCUCUAGGAGUCGGCGGGGCAAGCCCCGGCCAGAUGCCAGGGAUUAUAGAGCCCCAGCCAGGGAGCAGAAGAAGGCCAGGAGUGAGAUGGAGGCAGCGGCCGGAACACCGGGGGGCCACAAGGGAAUUAAGGGUGACAGUGGCCCCUCAGCCGACCCUACACUGAGUGCCUCCAGCGAGAAGGACCGUGCUGUGUCCAAGGAUGAUGCAGACAAGGAUGACAGCUCCACUGAUCCUCGCAUCCCACCAGGAAUGCCUGCAAGACUCUUCAUUCCCAAUGAACUGCUGAUGUGUCACAUGUGUGGCAUCAAGAAGUUCAACAGGGUCGGGACCUACCUGCGUCACCUGGAGAGCCCUGAACAUUAUGAAUCAUCCCAGGCCUACCAUGCUGUGGGGGCGUGUGUCAUGGAGUUGCUGCUCAUUGAGGCCAAGCUGGCAUCACUGCGCUGUGCUGAUCAUCCCUUCCACCCGAUGCUCAAGUGCUGGAGGUGCCAAGUGUAUGCCAACCUCAAGGACCACAACAACAGCCUGGAGCACCUGCUGGUCUCUCACUUCAUGAAGGUACGCUGCUGUGGCCGACACUUCCCCACCAGGGCGGAACUGGAGGAGCAUCGCUUGUCCCUGCAGCACUAUCGUUACGUGCACCGCCACAAGGGGGCUGACACAACACAGGAGCUGGAGGAGGAGGAGGAGGAGAAGGAAAGAAAAGUUGCCACUGCUGUGGAGGUGAUACAGGAAGCUCACCGCAAACACCAGGAGGGAGAGGACCCACCUGUCACCUCUACCACCUUGCCGCCAUAUGAUCCUGAUACUCCUGUGGGCCUGCAUCUCAUCCAGACUCGUUCAUUCUACAAGUGCAGUGUUUGCCCUGAGAACAAGUUAAAGCUAACCAAUGAGAUGUUGAUCAAGACACACUUCCACUCUAUUCUGCACUACAACAACCUGUGUGACCAUAUCCUGCAGCUAGCGGAGGCAAAGAAGAAGCAGAGCCGAGAGAAGUAUUUAGCAAAGACCACACAGAAGGACAAGAACAAAGACGACUCUGCAGAAGGGAAGGAUGAGGGCAAGUCUGGUGAGAAGGAAGGGGAGGAGCAGCUGACACAAACAGAUGAAAAGAAACAAGAUGCUGCUGCUGGAGGUGGUGUGGAGGAAGAGGAAGAGGAAGGAGAAAAGUAUCAGGAGGAAGAAGAAGAAGGAGGAGAGAAGUAUCAGCAGGAAGAAGAGGAGGAAGGUGAUGGGCAAGAAGAGGAUGAAGAAUUGGGAGAGGAGGAGUACCAAGGUGAAGAAGAGCUGGAAGGGGAAUAUGAGGAAGAUGAAGAACAUCAAGAAAUGGAGGUAGAUGAGGAGGAGCAAGACUGGGAGGAAGAGGAGAUGGAAGGAACUGAGAUUGCUGCUGAUGACAAAAACAGAGAAAUCCAAGAUGAUGAUGACAAGGAUGAAGGAGGAGUUGCAGACACUAGCACAGGGGAGACUGAAAAGAAAACCCCAUUAUCAACCAAGGCUCCUGUUGCCAAGACCCUUCCUGUGACUGUGAAUACUGCAGCACAGCCAUCAGCAGACACCAAGACAUCACUUAUAGCCCCAGCUGCCACUAAGUCACAGACACCUGUCACUACAAAGACUACACCCUCACCCCAGACUACUCUCAAAGGACCUGCUUUGACUAAGACUACAUCACAAACAAAACCAGCCCCUAAACCUACACUCCAGACUACUGCAGUCCUUAUGCCAUCACCCCAGACAUCUGCAGUCCCAAAAGCUUCACCCCAGACACCUGCAGCCCCCAAACCUUCACCACAGACACCUGCAGCCCCGAAACCUUCACCACAGACACCUGCAGCCCCCAAACCUUCACCACAGACACCUGCAGGCCCCAAACCUUCACCACAGACACCUGCAGCCCCCAAACCUUCACCACAGACACCUGCAGCCCCUAAACCUUCAUCCCAAAUACCUGCUGCCCAAAAACCUUCAUCCCAGACACCUGCAGCCCCUAAAACUGUACCCCAGACACCUGCAGCUGCAAAACCUUCACCCCAGACACCUGCAGCCCCCAAAACUGCUACCCAGACACCUGCAGCCCCCAAAACUGCUACCCAGACACCUGCAACCCCCAAAACUGCUACCCAGACACCUGCAGCCCCGAAAACUGCUACCCAGACACCUGCCCCAAACCUUCACCCCAGACACCUGCAGCCCCCAAAACUGCACCUCAGACACCUGCAGCCUCCAAAUCUUCACCCCAGACACCUGCAGCCCCAAACCUUCACCCCAGACACCUGCAGCCCCCAAAACUGCACCUCAGACACCUGCAGCCUCCAAACCUUCACCCCAGACACCUGCAGCCCCCAAACCUUCACCCCAGACACCUGCAGCCCCCAAACCUUCACCCCAGACACCUGCAGCCCCCAAAACUGCUACCCAGACACCUGCAACCCCCAAACCUUCACCCCAGACACCUGCAGCCCCCAAAACUGCACCUCAGACACCUGCAACCUCCAAACCUUCACCCCAGACACCUGCAGCCCCUAAAACUGGUCCCCAGACACUUGCAGGCCCCAAAACUGCUCCCCAGACAUCUGCAGCCCCUAAGACUGGUCCCCAGACAUCUGCAGCCCCUAAGACUGGUCCCCAGACACCUGCAGGCCCUAAAACUGGUCCCCAGACACCUGCA